AUGAAGUCCUUGCGCCUUAGCUGGCGACCUUCCAAACGCGUCGAACGACUACCUAUCGCCAACGACUCAGAACCCCCACAUCCGUGUCUCCCCUGCGAAAUUUGGCGCAAAAUAAUCGCAUACGUCGUGCGGCUAGCAGGAGCUGAUACAAUCGACCUUGAAGACCCAUUUGCGCCACCAUCUCUCAACGAAGAGUACCCAGAGGUUGACCCCGGAUUAUUCGUCGACCGCAGAAGCAUUUCUCUCGUGUGUGCCGCGUGGCGAGCUGUUGUCACUGAAAUAUCGGCAGAGUAUCUGGUGAUAUACUCCGUCAGCCAGCUCAAAAGCCUGGUCAAGCAAUUCCAGUCAGAGUUCUACAAGAGAAAAUUCUCAAGGAAACGCGUCGGCGAGCGCACUCUCCGCAUUGAUUUCAAGAUUCUCAAGCCGUACAAGCCGAUGUUAGCCGUUCGUUUAUUCAGGUGCUGCCCUAAUCUGCUCGUCUACACCAAUAAAAACGGUCCGCCGAAUCAACCAGCUAGGUGCACCCCCAUGGAAGUCAUCAAAGGCCUGGUAGCCUUCUGUUCCAAAACUCUUCAACGCGUCGAAUGGGCAGGCCCCGGCGAACCUCCUCGCUAUCAAGACCUCGUUCUCUUAUGCAAUAAUCUCCCCAAUCUAAGAACACUACGCCUAGUAUCAGUCUACACUUUCCCCUUUCCCGACUCUAUCCACGCCCCUCCUUUAUUAGUCCUUCCUCACGUCAAGACCCUCUCUCUCGGAGUCAUACCAGAACCAAACGAACUCAGGCCAGAAUAUGCAGUCACAUGGGACCCUUUCCUUCGCUACAUGUCCACGCACAAGUCCCAACUACCUUCUCUGGAACGCCUUGAAUGUGACAUAUUCCCGACGCUAACCAUGUCAUUUUUCCUCAUGCAUGGCCAUAAGAUCAAGACUUUCCGUACGACAACCUGGUCUGCGGAGACUUCACUGCCCGAGGCGGUUGCCGCCUGUCCCAAUCUUCAUAGUCUUGUCAUCCUGCACGGUAGCGAGGCGAUGGAUUUUCCUAUCUUUCAUCCCACUUUGAAGAAGAUAUGUAUCCUUCCAACCAUCGACGUCGCUGUCGAGGUGCCGCAACGUGUCUUCAAGUACGCAGUCAUGGCGCCGUUAGAUUAUCUGCUGAAGACUAUCGAAAGGAUUGAAGCUCCGCACCUCGUAGAGCUGCGUGUAAGGAACUCGGGUGCUUUUUCGAAGAUUGUGGACCAGACGGCGUGGCUCAGUUUUUGGAGGGCGAAAUGGGGUGCGAGAGGAGUUCAAUUUCGUGACAUGAGUGGAACGUUGUACGGAAAUGCUCAGGAUUCACUCUCAGUUGGCGAAGACCCUCUUGAUUCCAUCGAGGGUUAA
Cyclocybe aegerita is the source of this 1377-nucleotide messenger RNA. The record is from the annotation of a GenBank genome assembly. Lineage: Eukaryota; Fungi; Basidiomycota; Agaricomycetes; Agaricales; Hemipholiotaceae.